GUUUCUACCGUUGCUAUGGGAGAGAUGUGUAUACCCACAAUGCACCCCAAUGAGCUAGUGAACAGAAGCUAAGAAUCUUUAGAGGUUUAAAUGUGCUUAAACAAAUAAAGCGUAAAUGGAGAGUGAGCAGCGCAACAGUGUUGUUUUCAAUGCAUCCAAGAGAGAGUUGUUCACCAUCAACAAUGGAUACAAGUCAGUGCAGAAGCGUCUGAGGGCACAGUGGAAGAUUCAUAGUAUAAAGGAGGAGUUGUCUUUGGAGAAAUUAAAUGGUGUGAAGUUGUGGAUCACGGCAGGACCAAGGGAAAAGUUCACAGCUUCCGAGUUGGAGGUUCUUAAGCAAUUCUUAGAUGGAGGAGGAGAUGUUCUUGUGAUGCUUGGUGAAGGGGGGGAGAUGAAGUAUGACACUAAUAUUAACUUCCUGCUCGAAGAAUUCGGGAUAUUGGUCAACAAUGAUGCUGUGGUAAGAAAUGUAUAUUACAAGUAUUUCCACCCAAAAGAAGCACUUGUGUCCAAUGGUGUGCUUAACAGAGAGAUCAGUCGGGCUGCAGGCAAGGUGGUAACUGGAAUCAUUGAUGAUGAAAGUGCUGGUAACAAUGCACAGGCUCUGACUUUUGUGUACCCAUACGGCGCUACCCUGGCCGUGAUGAAGCCUGCUGUGGCUGUUCUCUCCACAGGCUCUGUGUGCUUUCCUCUCAACAGGCCUGUCCUGGCCUUCCAUCAGGUCAAAGAGGCGGGCAAGUUGGCAGUGCUGGGGUCCUGCCACAUGUUCAGUGACCAGUACCUGGAUAAGGAGGAGAACAGUAAAAUAAUGGAUGUGGUGUUCCAGUGGCUCAUGACUGACAACAUUCAACUGAACCAGAUAGAUGCAGAGGACCCUGAGAUUACAGAUUACACCAUGCUACCAGACACUGGCUGCCUGUCAGAGAGACUCAGAGUGUGCUUGCAAGAGGGAGACGAAAACCCCAGAGACUUCACCUCCCUCUUCGAUAUGUCACUGCUCAAGUUAUCCACAAACACUUUGCCCCAAGUAAUUGGUUCUUACAAGCAGCUGAAUGUGAAACACGAGCCACUCCAGUUAAUUCAGCCUCAGUUUGAGACUCCUCUUCCCCAGCUGCAGCCUGCUGUUUUCCCACCUGCAUUCAGAGACCUUCCACCUCCAAUGCUUGACUUGUUUGACCUUGAUGAAACAUUCUCCUCUGAGAAAGUGCGUUUGGCACAGCUCUCAAAUAAAUGCACAGAUGAUGACCUAGAGUUCUAUGUGCGAAAAUGUGGAGACAUCCUGGGUGUGGCUGCAAAGUUGGACAAAGACCAGAGAGAUGCCAAACAUAUUUUGGAGCACAUCUUUUUCCAAGUUGUGGAGUUCAAGAAACUAAAUCAGGAACAUGAUAUUGACACAACAGAAACAAGAUUCUCCCCAUUUUGAUUGACCACUUCAAGUCCGUUUUGUACAAUGUAUUUAUUUCUAUAUUUGUAUUUAAAUCAUUCCAUUGAACUCGUCAUAUGACAGUUUUGUUUGCAUUCAACUUGUUUAAGACUACCAUCUUUACGUAACGCCUUUCACAUCUUUGUAAAGUGUUGUCAUAACAGAAAUGUAGAAAUUUGUAAUA
Molecule: messenger RNA, 1607 nt
Organism: Osmerus eperlanus (European smelt)
Lineage: Eukaryota; Metazoa; Chordata; Actinopteri; Osmeriformes; Osmeridae
Gene: ift52
Product: intraflagellar transport 52 homolog (Chlamydomonas)
Exons: 14
Coding region: 116-1423 (435 amino acids)
Biological process (GO): cilium assembly; intraciliary transport
Cellular component (GO): intraciliary transport particle B; cilium; centriole
Source: RefSeq, a predicted model, not a curated record